ACCUUUAAGAUUUUUUGCUUUCGUGGGCUCCUGCGAAAUAAUUCUCCCCAUCCAAAAAUAGACGUAGUAUAGUUAUGUCUAAGAAUUACAUAAAAGUGCUUUUGGAUCCUUUUCGUGAGAGUAAAGUGUUAGGAUCGCUGCUGAAGUGGCUGCAGCCGGCCGCGAGUGAUGGUUCUGGGGUGCAUAGGGGAGGGAAAGAUGAGGUCCCGGCGGGCCGGAGCGGCGCGGCGCAGUACAGUUCGGGGGUGCGCAAGGUGACGCUGAUCCCGGGCCACGGCAUUGGGCCCGAGAUCACGGUCGCCGUGCAGAAAAUCUUCGAGGCUGCGAAAGUCCCCAUCGAGUGGGAUGAGGUCGACGUCACAGCUGUCAGGGGUCCCGAUGGCAAGUUCGGUAUCCCACAGAAAGCCAUUGACUCUGUAAAUGCCAACAAAAUUGGUCUGAAGGGGCCUCUGAUGACCCCUGUCGGCAAGGGUUACCGGUCACUUAACUUGGCACUCCGUAAAGAGUUUGACUUAUAUGCUAAUGUCAGACCUUGCAAGAGUUUAGAUGGUAUCAAAACGUUAUACGACAACGUGGACGUGGUGACGAUCCGUGAGAACACUGAGGGCGAGUACUCGGGUAUCGAGCACGAGAUUGUGGACGGCGUCGUGCAGUCCAUCAAGCUGAUCACCGAGGAGGCCAGCAAGCGGGUCGCCGAGUUCGCGUUCCAGUUCGCGCGCGACAACAACAGGAAGAAGGUCACCGCCGUGCACAAGGCUAACAUUAUGCGUAUGUCAGACGGUCUUUUCCUGCGGUGUUGCCGCGAGCUGGCAACCAAGUACCCCGACAUCAAGUUCGAGGAGCGCUACCUCGACACUGUCUGCCUCAACAUGGUGCAGGACCCCUCCAAGUUCGACGUACUGGUGAUGCCGAACUUGUACGGUGACAUCAUGUCGGACAUGUGCUCGGGGCUGGUGGGCGGGCUCGGCCUCACGCCCUCCGGCAACAUCGGCAAGAACGGCGCGCUCUUCGAGUCUGUGCACGGAACUGCCCCCGACAUCGCGGGUAAGGACAUGGCCAACCCCACUGCCCUCCUGCUGUCCGCCAUCAUGAUGCUCCGUCACCUGCAGCUGAACGACCACGCGGACCGCGUGCAGAACGCCUGCUACGAGGUCCUCCGCGAGGGCAAGUCCCUCACCGGAGACCUCGGCGGCAACGGCACGUGCAGCGGCUACACCAACGCCAUCAUCUCUAAACUUAAUUAGGCUGUAUGAACGUCCCCCUUGCCUGUAUAGAAUAAUGGAGGAACGAUGCCUCGAGCAUCUUGAUUCGGCCAAAAAUACAAUAAAAUUGUAUUCGGUAAACAGUAACUACCAAAGCUUACUGUUACGUUAGAUAAGUAGUCGAUUUCAAUAGUAGUUUUACUCGCAGUAUUGCUAUGCAAUCUUAGUAUUUAUAUCAAUAAUUGAGAUAGAAUCUAUGUUACCAAAAUAUUGUAAAUAUUUUUUUAUUGUUAUAAAGAAUCCAAUGGAGUCUAAGGGUAGCUUGUAGAAGAUGGUACAACAGACAUUUAUAUUGACGAUAUUUAUUUUUCCUCGAACGUCCACAAUCUCAUCAAAAUGUGUAAGAACACGAAUUCGCAUUAUAAAAUUAAAGUUAUAAACUGUG
Molecule: messenger RNA, 1647 nt
Organism: Trichoplusia ni (cabbage looper)
Lineage: Eukaryota; Metazoa; Arthropoda; Insecta; Lepidoptera; Noctuidae
Gene: Idh3a
Product: probable isocitrate dehydrogenase [NAD] subunit alpha, mitochondrial
Exons: 7
Coding region: 75-1244 (389 amino acids)
Biological process (GO): isocitrate metabolic process; tricarboxylic acid cycle
Cellular component (GO): mitochondrion
Molecular function (GO): NAD binding; isocitrate dehydrogenase (NAD+) activity; magnesium ion binding
Source: RefSeq, a predicted model, not a curated record